AUGUCAACAUUGCUACAUGUACCGUAUCUCAUUUUCUCAGCAUAUUUGUUGAUUCAAUUAAGUUCAAGCCAUGCAUACCCAUGUCGUUCAUAUUGUGGUAACAUAACCAUAGAUUACCCGUUUGCACUCGAAUACGGGUGCGGGCACCCGGGUUUCCGUGACCUUCUCUUCUGCAUGAAUGAUGUUCUCAUGUUACGCAUAAGCUCUGGAUCCUAUAGGGUGCUAGAAAUAGACUAUGCAUUUCAAGCACUCACACUUCACGAGCCACACAUGUCAACAUGUGACACAAUCGUCCUCGGAAGCCGCGGCAACGGUUUCGCGGUGGAGCCGUGGCGGGCCCCAUACAUGAACCCGGCGGCGGACAACGUGUUCAUGCUCUUAGGUUGUUCGGUUGAGUCACCAUUGUUCCAAGGUUUCCCAGGAAAGAACUUGCCAUGUCGAAACGUUUCGGGCAUGGGAUGCGAAGAGUAUUACGGGUGCCCGGCUUGGGCUGAAGUGUUGGGCCAUAAAAGGGUGGGCUCGUCGUUUUUUGGGUCAGGCCCACCAGAAUGUUGUGCUUUGCCUUAUGAGGCUAUUAAGUCCAUUAACCUUUCAAAGCUUGAGUGUCAAGGGUAUAGCAGUGCUUAUAGUUUGGCACCUCUGAAGGUUGAUGGGCCAAGUGCGUGGUCUUAUGGGAUCCGUGUGAGCUAUUCGGUGCAAGGGAAUGACGAGUUCUGUGGAGCGUGUGAGGCAACGGGUGGCACGUGUGGAUUUGGUUCGGAUGGCAUUAGACAGGUUUGCAUGUGUGGGAACUCCAAUUCAACGUUGAAUUGUGAUUCAGCUACUUUGUCGUCAGGAACAAGGCCUAUGGUGGUGAAAAUGUUUGCAGGUACUUACUUGGUUAUUUCAUUGAUUGAUUGGUUGAGUAGUACUUGUCAGGAUUAUUGA
Messenger RNA from Gastrolobium bilobum, 927 nucleotides. RefSeq lists its product as uncharacterized. The transcript has 3 exons. Gene Ontology annotation, molecular function: polysaccharide binding. Lineage: Eukaryota; Viridiplantae; Streptophyta; Magnoliopsida; Fabales; Fabaceae. The record is from RefSeq and is a predicted model, not a curated record. The coding region runs from base 1 to 927 and encodes 308 amino acids.